AUGGCGGACACAUUCGGUUCGAUCAGGAUCGUCACGCAAGACGGGUCCCACGAGCUCGAAAUCAAAGAUGUGCCUCGUGCGCAGAGGUUCGAGAAUUUCAAGAGUCGAGUGGCUGUUGAGCUAGGGCGGGCUGAGAAAAGAUACGUCAACCCGGGAGACCUUGACCUGUUCGUUUUCAGCGAGAAGAUGGAGGACAAGGAUCGUACUCUCGCCGAGUAUGGCAUCAAAGACGGCGCAAUCGUGACUCGGAUCGACCAUUUCAACGGUACCAACCGUCGGGCUCCGACCAAUUCUACUCCCAACCUCAACCCUGAUCAGGCCAACCUCCCACCAUACCCUGGCCCUCCCACUGGUAAAGCCCUGGAAAAUGUCUUCGUCAAGCUCGACCACCGAACGAUCAAUCUGCACGGUCUUACCACCACCAGCACGAUUCAAGAGCUAUACGACAAGCUGAAAGAGGAAGCCAAGGUCAGUCAGGCCAACACGGGGCUGAUCUUUGGGAGUAAGGAAUUGAGGCCCAAUCUGACUUUGAGGGACGUCGCCAUUGACAACAACAGCACGAUAUUCGUCUUUGACAAGCUCCCAGGCGGCGGAUACUGA
Molecule: messenger RNA, 600 nt
Organism: Cladophialophora carrionii CBS 160.54
Lineage: Eukaryota; Fungi; Ascomycota; Eurotiomycetes; Chaetothyriales; Herpotrichiellaceae
Exons: 5
Coding region: 1-600 (199 amino acids)
Molecular function (GO): protein binding
Source: RefSeq, a predicted model, not a curated record